Molecule: messenger RNA, 2199 nt
Organism: Henningerozyma blattae CBS 6284
Lineage: Eukaryota; Fungi; Ascomycota; Saccharomycetes; Saccharomycetales; Saccharomycetaceae
Gene: WSC4
Product: Wsc4p
Exons: 1
Coding region: 1-2199 (732 amino acids)
Source: RefSeq, a predicted model, not a curated record
AUGAAAAUACUAUCACCAUACUUUCUAUGUUUGCUAGUAAUUAUAAUACAAAAUGUAUAUGCAGAUGGUACAUGCUAUUCAUCUAAUAGCGGUAGCACGGGCUCUUAUUUUAGUAUCUAUCAAACACAUAUGACAUGUUCAACUACAUGUUCGGGGUAUGCAUAUGCUAUUGUUCAAGGUAACAAUUGUUGGUGCAGUAACAACAAACCUGAUGAGGCUUCACAACUAUCCGAUGCUGCUUGCAAUUAUCAAUGCCCUGGCUACAACAAUGAAGCAUGUGGUAGUAAAACUUUAAACGCGUUUACCUAUAUUCAAUUAAAGGAUGUUGGCGUUCAAGAAACUACCGUUUGGGGAGAUGUUACGAAGUCAAGUUACGAUAUUCAAACUUCAAGUGAAGCAGAGAGUACUACAGACAUUUCAUCAUGGGUAUCAAGUGCUAUUACAUCUGCUUCUCAGGGUUAUGACUCAGAUACCCUAACAACUUCUUUGAGUCAGCAAGAAACAAGUACGGAAAGCGAAAAAAGUACUUCUGAAACUCAAAUUCCACCUCACUUAAGUACGAAGAACCAACUUAGUACCACUAACACUCGAUCAUCAGCUCAAUCUACUGCUGAGACUAAUGUUUAUCAAAGCUCAAAGACUGGGGAUCAGGUUGAUUGGAGUCAGAUUAACUGGAGUACUUACGACUGGAGUUCAAUAUUUGAGUCCGACGAAGAAUUUACAUCAACAAGUACAAAUAGCCCGUUUUCGCACGUUUUCCCUUCUACAAUUUCUAUCUCAGUCACCACCACACAUUCUAUGAAAUAUGCUAAAACAAGUACGGGUACGACAGAUUAUAGCAUAAAAAGUUCACCUUCAGUUAGUGAUGGCACCUCAGCACAAAAAACUACCUCAAGAACUGUUACUCUUCCUAGUUCGCUUCUAUUAACCACAUCUGUAGAUCAAUAUUCGUCAAUUGAUGAAAUAGCUUCCUCUCAACUUGAAGAUUCUAUGUCUACAAUUCUAGUUCUACCUUCUUCAACGUAUAUUAAUGAAUUGUCUAGUUCAACAAAGAAAUUGAUUAUCAACGAGGAUAUCAUUACGUUUACAUCGUCUUUCUUGUCCCUCCCUUCGAAUAUAGCUACUACCUCUGUACUACUAAGUAGCUCGGACACUUCAACUGAUGAAAACGUUCUCAGAGAAUCUUCAAGUAUCGCGACAAAAGAGUCUACACUAAGCUCAACUUAUACCUCUACUAGUUCUUCAACUACGUCAUCAUUUGUUUCGAAGGAUUUUGCAUCAUCUAGCUCCUUUAGUACACGGUCGUCUAUAAGUAGCUCAUCUAAGUCUUCAAAAUCGCUUGGAAGUUCUAUCGUGAAACUUCACUCACACUCUGUGUCAAAAAAGUUAUCUUCCACAGCGUUCAUAUCAUCCUCAACAAAUUUUAAAUCCUCUUCCACUAGCAGCUCAACUUCUUCUUCAUCAUCUACUUCUAAGACUACCUCUUCUGUGUCCUUUUCUGAUCAACAAAAGAAAUUAACUUCAAGCUUAUCUUCGAUCAGCUCAAAAACACAACAAUUAAGCACUAUAACGUUAUUAUCUACUGCGGUUAUUGAGUCCAUUAUUACCGAUGACAAUAAUCCAUUGCAUGUUAGAACUGUGUCUGUUACAACUGUAUAUACAAUUCCUACUGCUAUUAUUCCUCAAAACAACAAUGUUAAUGCAAAUAAUUCUAAUGGUAAAAACUCAUUUUGGCAAUCUCCUGGUAAGAUUACAGGGACAUUUGUUGUUGUUGGUAUUGUUGUAUGUGCUAUUAUUGUUGUUGCCAUUUAUCUGUUCUUAAGACCUAAAAACUCACAAGCAGACCCUGAAAAACAUCUAAGUACACUAAAAGUACCAUCUGGCCCGUUUAAUCACUAUGCUGUUGAUCCAUUUAUGACUCCGAUUAACAGGCAUAGCUAUCAAUUUUCUUCUUCUAGCUCAUCCCCAGUUGCUCCAAUGACAGAAAAACAUAGACAAAGUUCAAAUAUUAGAUCUCCAUCACAGGCUUACUUUGCUGAUGAAAAUUCUGACUCUACGAGAUACUCGCAGAUGCUUUGGGACCAACGUCUGGAUCCUCAUCAAGUAUUAAAUCAUCUGGAGUUUGAUAAUUCAAAUGCGUCUUUCGCAGAUGACGUUGAUUACUCAAGAAAAGUAAUCAGAAUUUUAGAUGAGAACUAA